Messenger RNA from Poecilia reticulata (guppy), 4130 nucleotides. RefSeq names its product chloride channel K (gene clcnk). The record is from RefSeq and is a predicted model, not a curated record. Gene Ontology annotation, biological process: transmembrane transport; chloride transport. Gene Ontology annotation, molecular function: voltage-gated chloride channel activity. Lineage: Eukaryota; Metazoa; Chordata; Actinopteri; Cyprinodontiformes; Poeciliidae. Gene Ontology annotation, cellular component: plasma membrane.
UCAGUUUUUCAUUUGACUGAAAAACUGAAAUGAAGGUCACCUUCAAAUGUUCCUCCAAAGAGUUAAUAUUAGCUACGCUUCCAAGCAUGACCGCGCCAUCAUAUUUAUGCAAAUACCUUAACAGAGGUCAGUCACAACCCAGAUACACACCUAGCCACACCACACACACUUCUGCUUACAACUUUACUGAUAGAACUCAGCACCUCCAAGCAGAAGGGCAACAUGAAGAGCUUUGAUAAGUCACUGGAGAUAGAAACAGAGGAGGAAGGUAAUGUCCAGAAGCAAGAAAAUAACUCAGAAGCAUCCCAUAAUAAAACCCCACUUCUGCUGGACUCAUGGAAGCCAUACAAGGGAACCCGGGCAAAUGUCAAAGAAUGGCUGUUAAAGCUGAGAGACUGUUUGGAAAGCGUCUGUGGGAUUCAGUGGUAUGGAUUCGCCACUUUGGGGAUUUUGACAGCCGUCCUAAGUUUCCUCAUGGACUUCAGUGUGGCAAAGCUGCAGCAAGCUCAUCUGUGGCUUUAUGCGAAGCUGGAAGGCCACAUUCUGCUGCAGUUCCUCUGCUGGACACUAUACCCAGCAUGCAUUUGUGCUUUCGCCUCAUCUUUCUCCCAUAACAUCUGUCCCUUCUCCACAGGCUCCGGUAUACCAGAAGUGAGAACCAUGCUGACCGGCAUUGAACUGCCUCAUUACUUGUCUCUCACUAAUGUGUUCACCAAGUUUCUGGGUCUUAUCUGCACACUGGCUGCAGGCAGCACCGUUUUCCUUGGCAAAGUUGGUCCAUUUGUGCAUCUUUCCACCAUGAUAGGAGCCUAUUUGGACAGGCUUUGCAGACUCAUUCAAGGCAAAAAGAAGGAUGCAGGAACAGAGAUGAUGGUUGUAGCUGCUGCGGUUGGAGUAUCAAGCUGCUUUGGAGCGCCUGUCAGUGGUGUGCUGUUCGGCGUGGAGGUGAUGAGCUCUCACUUUACCGUGAGGCAUUACUGCCCGUGUUUCUUUUCGGCUGCCUGCGGGGCUCUGACCUUUCACCUGCUGUCGAUGUGGAGCAGAGAUGGAGAGACUCUUCAGGCGUUGUUCAAAACCAAUUUCCCCACCGCUUCACCUUUCUUCCCACUUGAGAUCCUGCUGUUUGCUUUACUGGGGCUGCUGUGCGGGGCCGGGACCCGCUGCUACCUCUUCUGCCACCGCUGGAUCCUGAAGUUCACCAAAACGAAUCGGGUCUUCCUUACGAUGCUGACAACAGAGAAGGGUCUGUACUCUGGUCUUGUUGUUUUCUUUCUGGCAUCGCUGACGUUUCCCUACUCUGCAGGUCAAUACCUGGCCUCUAAGUGCACCACAAAGCAGCUCCUCUCUUCCCUCCUGGAAAGCAGACAAUGGUCCCACAAUGCAUCUGUGCGACUGGAGCUGGACUCACUGGAAUGGAGCUCGUCGGGCGCCCCCAUUUUCCUGUCCUUGGCUUUCUUUCUGCUCAUGAAGAUGUGGAUGUUGGUCCUGGCCUGCACGCUGCCUCUGCCAGCAGGAUACUUCAUGCCUGUGUUUGCCUAUGGUGCAGCUAUGGGUCGUCUGUUUGGUGAGGCCGUUGCCUACGUUACCACUGGGAGAGAUGUUCUAGGACAACAGUGGACAUCUGUAAAUCCUGGAGGCUAUGCUCUUGCAGGUGCAGCUGCCUUCUCUGGUGCUGCCACCCACACUCUGUCCCCGGCUCUGCUGGCCGUGGAGCUAACUGGGCAGGUCACCCACGCUGUGCCUGUCCUCCUGUCCACUCUGGUGGCCAACGCCGUGGCACGCUCCAGGAACUGCCCGUCUUUCUACGAUGGCCUUUCUAUCAGUAAGAAGCUCCCACACCUGCCCUCGCUGAAGAAGGCGUGUCCACAGCUUCCGUCCACACCACUGGGGAAGGUCAUGGGGGUGAAAUCAGUGCAGCUUCAGAAAGCAGCUGGGCCAGCAGAGGUUCAGUCUGCUGUCAGCAACAGCAGUGAAGCACAAAUCCCCGUGGUGGACUCACACGAGUCGCAGGUGUUUCUGGGCUCCGUUCUGCGGUCGGACCUGCUGCUGUUCCUGCAUCGCUGUCAAACUCAGCGCAUUGAGGGACGACUGGACGAGAUGUGCAGCAUACGUCCAAACUCGGUCGUGGUGUCGCCUCACAACACAGUGCAGGAGGCCUACAACAUGCUGAGCGUUGUUCCAGCUCAGACCGUUUUUGUGGCUGACAGAGGAAAGCUGGUGGGACAGAUCACAAUGUCAGAGAUGAAACUAAUUUUGGAAGGCUUGGCCAAGGACAUCUAAGCAGCGUCAACAUGGGAUCGGCACUUCCUGUCAUCAAAUUUAACCCGACAUGAAUAGCAUCUCUCUCUGAUUAGCAUGCGACAAAGCCCACAUCCGAUAAUGCUAUCACUCCUUCAUUCCCCAAGUGUAAUGAUGUUUGCACAACCACAAAACUGUAAUUAACUGUCGACUCCGAUGGUAAAUAUUCAUUAAAGCUUUUUUUUUUUUGCCUUUUAAUUGUAAUCAGCGGUGAUGGGUCCAGAAAAGAGAGAGCGCACAACGUCAUCAUUCACUGAUCUGUGCUUUUUGACAUGGUAAUGAGAUAAAUACUACUAAUAUUCUGCAGAUGUGAACACAAAGGCUGUUUUAGUAGCUCAUACACCAGUUGCCACAAUGAAAUCUGUGCUAUGUUUUCUUCUGAUAACCAAGUCUCACUCAGUGUUGGCUGUUGAGCUACACGUUUGUGUGAUGGAGAAGCGCAUAACAGAGAAUUUCUUUUAUAAAGUCUAUUAUAUAUAUUCUUUUUCACAAUUAUUUGCUAUUUAUGUUGAUAUCCUGCAUAAAAUCCCAAUGAAAUACACCAAAGGACUUGGUUGUAACAUGACAGAGUGGUGUGAAUGUGCUGUGCUGUGGACUGUUCCUCUGUUUAAGCUGGCUUUGAGGGCGCAGAGACCUCAUAUUAAUUUACAGAUGUUUCAGCUUGUGAGGUGAUAUCUUGUCGUGGUGUCAGAUUUGCCUUCACCAUAAGAUGAGCUUUUCCAACUUUGAACCGAUCCAGCGACAUUCACGGUGUCUCGCAGAUGAUUCUGUAGAAAAUCUUGAAAACCCUCAAGAUGCCUGGAAAAGUUGUUGAUCAAAACUAUUUUAAAGAUUUCAAUAAACUUUCUCAUCUGAAUUAAAAAGAAAAAAUGCUAAAGAUGGUUUAAAGCUUUUUCCACAAUGUUUUCCUAAAAUAUUUUUAUGCACAUAUUUCCUUUGCCUCUCAGUGUCAUGUCUGCUGCCUAAAUAACCCCACAUGCUAUGUUGCAGAGGGGAAAUAGACCGUCAUUACUUCUGUGCUUUGCUGAAGGGCUGCGAUGAGUCACUGGAAAUCAUUUGUUCAAGUGCAUCUACUGUCUGAUCUCCUCAAACAGCAGGGGGGAAGCAGCCACGAUGCGCAGCACAGCGUCAUGUUGUAAAGACGUCCCUCGAAAGAUUACGAUGACAGGUCGCACCAACCGCUCCUUUCAACGUCCCCCUCACUUUUUUUUCCCCCUAAUCUCUCUCUGUAACACGCAGAGUUGCUGACGUACGUACAGAAACACACACCAAUGACGUGUGAGCGGCUCCUUUCCUCCCUCGCUGUAUUUCCUAAACCUUGCCGUUUCUCCUCGCUGCACCUGGGGCUUUCAGACAGAAAAGUGUGAAUUAAAGCUAAUCAUGUUUCUGACUCAGAUAAUUGGAUGGAGGACAUUUUUCUCAGUUGAGAAAUCUUAGAGGACAGAUUUUUCUUUUUUUUUUCUUUUAUUCUCACUUGGUCAAGGUCAGCUCUUUAGUCCUUCAAUAUGAGGACUGAACUCAUUGUUCUCCCUCCUCUGCUAUAUUAUCUUCUUGCUUUCAUUAACACCGAAAAUAAUCCUACAUAAGUUCCUCUGUUUUUUGUGCAUCUCUCCUCUUGUCUUUUCUGAGUUCUGGUUCUGCUAGAGGUUCCUUCCUGUUAGAGGGGAAUUUUCCUCUCCAUUGUUGCUCAGUGUGAGGGAUUGCUGUGAAGUCAAUGACUCGAUGCAAUUCGUUGGAUUUUCUUAGAUACUGUAAUUUUUGAUAACUAGGAUUGGAACCUGUGUGUGAUUAAAGUGAUUAUUUUUUAAUUUAGUUGUAGUGACAUUUGUGAA